CGCUCGGCCGGCCGCCCUGCGUACGCUGCGCGUGGCGCUCUCGGGAUCGGGCGCCGCAAUCAUGUCGACCGCCAUGAACUUCGGGACCAAGAGUUUCCAGCCGCGGCCGCCGGACAAGGGCAGCUUCCCGCUGGACCACUUCGGUGAAUGUAAAAGCUUUAAAGAGAAAUUCAUGAAGUGUCUCCGAGACAAUAAUUUUGAAAAUGCUUUGUGCCGAAAUCAGUCAAAAGAAUAUUUAGAAUGCAGAAUGAACAGGCAACUGAUGGCUCAAGAGUCAUUGGAGAAACUGGGAUUUGGAGAUUUGAUAGAUGGAAAAUCAGAGGCGAAAAAUGAAUCUUGAUGAGAAGAGCCCUGGGCUGUGUUCAGCGGUCGCCCAGGUUGGAGGACAUUGCCACCUCCUUCAACCCGAGGCCUACGUGGCUGUGCCCCGGCGUGGGCCUUCAGGUGCCGUGAGACGCUCCCGUGGAGUCCAGGCGGACGGUCCCAUGGAGACGCCUCGUCACUAGGGAAGAGGCUUAUCUUGUGAAGCUCCCCAAUUAAUUUCAAGUUAUUACUCCUUUUAGAUCCUCGUUUUCCCGUCAGGGAGGGGUUUGAUCCUUAACCCACACGUGGGACGGGUUCCCAGGGAGGCCGCAGUGGAGGUGCGGCCGCAGCGUGAGUCUGUCGGCCACGGGGACCUGGGCCCUCGUGCGGUGCUGGGUUUGUUUGCAGCACGGAGCAGCUUUUCAACACCAACGUGCGAGAUGUGCACAGACCUCGGUCUGCUCUGUACACGGAGAUUCAGAAAAUAACCUUUCCCUAGCACAACGGGCUUCCUUUUUGUACUCAUAAAUAUAUAUGCCAAUUCAUUUCCUUUCUUAAAAAAACAAAAGGAGAGUACAGAAAAGGAAGUGAGAAAUCACUUGGCUUUGGACAUACUUGACUUCUUGAUUUUUUUUCUGGUUAUGCCUGAAUACCAAAUACCUUUAUAAUCAAAGGGUCAUUUUCUGAUCUGUAUCAGACUGUAUUUAAUAAAGCUAGAUAUUUAAUUCCAGUAACUCAUUUAUUGUAAUUGAAAAACAGAACGUCAGUCUGUUUCCACUUAGCUUACACAGGCCAUCUUCUGCAUCUCACUCUGACAACCCACACUUCUGUGAUGGCCAGCGCGCGCCCGGGGCCCUCAGAGGAUGUGUCUGGCCAGUGGCCUUGCCGUGCAUGGUGUCGUGCUCGGGAAGCACCGCGAGGAUGGCUGCAGACAGGAACUGUCAGUGGGCAAUAAGGUUAGUGGGCGGAGUGACGUGAAGCGGGUGCCUGCCGAGUCUUGGGAGACCCUCAGGGUGCCCAGUGUUUACAAAGCAGCAGGGGUGACGUCCCCGUGGAGGUCGCCUUGGCCAGAGGAGCUAGGCUGAUAACGCAGCGUCAUUUCUAGUUUUCUUGCCCAAAAUGGGUGAUCGGAGGAGACAUCAGACAGACCCAAACUGAGGGACAUUCUACAAAACAAUCGCCAGUCCAUGUCAGCAGUGCUACACGAGAUGUUCUUUGGGGAAGCUGGUCUACAAACUCUUUGCUAGUUUUGCAACUCUUAGGAAGUCUGAAAUUAUUUUGAAAUGGAAAGUUAAAAAAAAUGUUGUAUGGAACUCUUUGUAGUUGAAAUUUCUGUAUACAAAAUUAAGUAAAUUCUUAUUUUGAAAUGAA
Molecule: messenger RNA, 1674 nt
Organism: Lemur catta (Ring-tailed lemur)
Lineage: Eukaryota; Metazoa; Chordata; Mammalia; Primates; Lemuridae
Product: cytochrome c oxidase assembly protein COX19
Exons: 3
Coding region: 62-340 (92 amino acids)
Biological process (GO): mitochondrial respiratory chain complex IV assembly
Cellular component (GO): mitochondrial intermembrane space
Source: RefSeq, a predicted model, not a curated record